Messenger RNA from Theobroma cacao (cacao), 3246 nucleotides. Its product is annotated as receptor-like protein EIX2. Lineage: Eukaryota; Viridiplantae; Streptophyta; Magnoliopsida; Malvales; Malvaceae. Gene Ontology annotation, molecular function: protein binding. The record is from RefSeq and is a predicted model, not a curated record.
AAUAUCAACAUGCAGUUUUAACUUAUAUGAAUGCAAACAUGAGAGCCGUUACAAUUUUUAUCAUUGGGUUUCUUACUCUUGCAGCCACUGGCAUUACCUUCUGUGAUGGAAAGUCCAGUGUGCUUUGUAUCGAGAGCGAGAGACAAGCCCUUUUAAAGUUCAAGCAAGAUAUCAUUGAUCGUUCAAACAGGCUAUCUGCUUGGGCUGAUGGUGGGGAUUGUUGCAACUGGGUUGGAGUUUCCUGCGACAACUUGACAGGUCAUGUCUACAAGUUGGACUUGAGGCCUUCUUCAAUUUCUGAUUAUGCAUCAGAUGCUGAAAUCGGAGUUUAUUGGCGCACAAUGCUGAGAGGAAGAAUAAAUCCUUCUUUGCUCUUGUUGAAGCAUCUAAGUCACCUAGACCUAAGUCUAAACAACUUUGGUGGCCUGCAGAUUCCACAAUUUCUUGGUUCAAUGGAGAGUUUAACAUAUCUUGACCUCUCUAAAGCAGGAUUUGGAGGAGCUCUUCCUCACCAACUCGGAAAUCUCUCAAAGCUGCAGCAUCUUAAUCUCGGAGUUACUAAUUUUCGUUACCGGUUGGUUGAAGCUAGGAAUCUUCAAUGGCUUUCCGGUCUUUCUUCCUUGCAGUAUCUUGAUUUGAGUGGAGUGGACCUUAGCAAAGCAACUGAUUGGCUGCAGGUAACCAACAAACUUCCUUCUUUGGUAGAGUUACAUUUGUCAGCUUGCUUUCUUGAUAACGAUCCUUCACCAAUCACUGUUAAUUAUACAUCUCUUUCCACACUUGAUCUUUCUAACAACUACAUAUCUCCUUCUGUACCUAUGUGGAUUUUCAGUCUUGGUAGUCUUGUUUCCCUUGAUCUGAGUGUAAAUUCUUUCGAAGGUCUUAUUCCCAAUAGCUUUCAAAACAUGUCAUCUCUCAAAUUUCUUGAUCUUUCCAUAAACUCGUUCAAUUCAUCGAUACCUGGUUGGUUGUUUAGUUUGAACCAUCUUGAAUUUCUCAGUCUUAGAGGUAACCUUCUGCAAGGCAAAAUCCCGACUGCCAUUGGAAACCUGAGUUCCAUCAUUAGCCUUGAUUUGGCAGGAAAUCAGCUUGAAGGAAUACUACCGACUUCUGUGGAAAAUCUUUUCAAUUUGAGGCAACUUGAUCUGUCUGAUAACAAAAUUGAUCAGGAAACAUCAGAAGUUUUGCAGAGCUUGUCUAGAUGCUGUUCAGAUGACUUGAGGUCACUGAAUAUGGCAAAUAACAAUCUCACAGGCCAUUUAUCUGAUGAACUUGGACAAUUUAAAAGUCUAUCUAACCUGUUUCUGUCUCAAAAUUCCAUUUCUGGUCUCAUUCCAGCCUCCUUAGGAAACCUAUCAUCUUUAAAAUAUAUUGAUAUUUCAGACAAUCAAUUAGAUGGCAGCCUUCCUCAAAGUCUUGGACAACUCAUGAGCUUGGAAUACUUAAACAUUGCUUAUAAUCUGUUGGAUGGUGUUGUAUCAGAAGUUGUCUUUUCUAAUCUCACUAGACUGAGAGUUUUUAAGGCAACUCAAAACAAGUUGAAAUUUGAAGCAAAGUCAAGCUGGGCUCCUCCUUUUCAAUGUCAAACUAUUGAAAUGGGUUACUGGUUUCUUGGCCCAAAAUUUCCAACGUGGCUUCAAUUUCAAACGGACUUGUCUACUUUAGACAUAUCCAGUGCAGGAAUUUCAGAUGUUGUCCCCUCUUGGUUUUGGAACUUUACUCCUAAACUGGUGUCCCUGAAUAUUUCUCAUAACCAGCUUGAAGGGGAGAUCCCAUUUUUGUCAGUACAUAAAUUGGUUGAUUUGAGAUCCAACCGGUUCACAGGCCCUUUGCCACGCGUGCUCCCUGAUGUGGCAACCUUGUUUUUCUCUAACAAUUCUUUUUCAGGAUCCCUGUCACAUUUUUUAUGUGAUUACGAAUUAGGUGAACCAAAAUUGUUUCUCCUUCAACUCGAGACAAAUCUUCUAUCGGGAGAUAUUCCAGAUUGUUGGGAGAACUGGCGAGGCAUCCAAGUCUUAAAUAUGGGAAACAAUAACCUGACUGGGAAGAUUCCAGACUCUUUGGGAUCCUUGGGUUUUAUGUUUCUAAAUCUUCGGAAUAAUAAGCUGUCCGGAGAGCUACCAUUGUCCUUGCAAAAUAAUACUCGCUUGUUUAUGCUUGAUGUUGGUGAAAAUCAAUUCAGUGGAAGCAUUCCAAAAUGGAUGGGUGAAAGUCUCUCAAAUCUUGUGAUUCUAAGUCUGCGUUCAAACUCUUUUGCUGGCCAUAUCCCUGAGGAGCUUUGUCAGCUCAGUUCUCUUCAAAUCUUAGACCUUGGGGAUAACAAAAUCUCGGGAGCCAUACCAAAAUGCUUUAAGGACUUCACUGCCAUGGCCACAAAACCAAAUAACACUGAUGCAGUCAUUGACUUCUUCGUUGAGGGGGAGUUCAUAAGGAGUGAGUUGUUGGUGAUGAAAGGAAGAGUGAACGAAUACAGCACCACACUAUCCCUUGUUACCACCAUGGACCUGUCAAACAACAAUCUAGUCGGAGAGAUCCCCAAAGAACUAGCAAGUCUUGCGGGGCUGCAGUUUUUGAAUUUAUCAAGAAAUUCCUUCACAGGAAGGAUACCUGACCACAUUGGCAACAUGAGGUUAUUAGAAUCUCUUGAUUUUUCCAAGAACCAUCUGCAGGGUUCAAUCCCUGCAAGCUUCUCCAAUUUGAAUUUCUUGAGUCACUUGAACUUGUCUUACAACAAUUUGAGAGGAAGAAUACCAACAAGCACCCAACUCCAAAGUUUUGACAGGUUCUCAUACAUCGGCAACCAACUUUGCGGACCCCCUGUCACUGAAAACUGCAGCGGAAAAAUUGAAACACCUACGAAUGUUACAAAUGAAGGUGGUCAUGAAGAAGAUGAGGGGUGGUUUGAAAAGUAUGGGAUUUAUGUAACUGUUGUGCUCGGAUAUGUGGUGGGGUUUUGGGGUGUGGUAGCUCCUUUGUAUUUCAUCAAGUCUUGGGGAUUGGCUUACUAUGAAAAGGUGGACGCCAUUGGCCUUAAGCUUUCCAAUUUAUGGGGUAGACUGGUACCUAAUUGCACUUAAUUGAUAGUGUUGAGGAACCAGGGACACUGUGCUUUAGGCCCCAUUUUCCAAGAACUUUCUCCAGUGCUCAAGAGUCCAGUGAGUCCAUAGACAGCAUGGGAGCCAGCCCAACAGCAAAACUUUUUUAGCUUCUUUGUUGUGUAAAGCAGUUUUAUUAUUUAUGUUUUCG